UCGUCAUCAUGGAGAGAGUUGUGUUUCGGACACCGGAAUCCGGUACAAUUCGAGUUACGUGGCGGCGGAGAUGAAAGGUAAUGAUGCUGAGAAUUGGAAAUUUCAUGCGGUGGAGUUUGCGAAAGGAUUUGGGGAGAUGAGUGUGGAGUUUGGGAAAGGAGUUAGGGAUGUGUUGAAGCAGAGUGUUAUAAAAGAGGAUUCGAUACUUGUGAGGAAAAUUGGAGUGCCUUGUUAUAAGGUUUGCAGGAGAUUGAGUUUUUUGAAUGAAUAUUUGCUGCCAGAAGAUCGUGAUCCGGCUCAUGCUUGGAGUGUUAUAUUAUUUGUCUUGUUUAUUGCUUCUGCAGUGCUGAUUGCAAGUAAUGAUAAUAUAUAUCCAACUCCAUCGGUCAAGAAAGUUUAUAUACAUCCUCCAAGUGCUAGUCGAAUUUUGCUCCCAGACGGUAGACAUUUGGCUUAUCAUCAGCAAGGCGUUCCUGCAGAGCUGUCUAGAUUUUCUAUGAUUGCUCCACAUUCUUUUCUCUCGUCUCGGCUUGCAGGAAUACCUGGCAUCAAGACUUCUCUGCUGGAAGAAUAUGGUAUUCGCUUGGUAACAUAUGAUCUUCCAGGAUUUGGAGAAAGUGAUCCUCAUCCUUCCAGGAACCUUGAAUCAUCAGCCAUGGAUAUGCUACAUUUAUCAUAUGCUGUCAAUGUUACUGACAAAUUCUGGGUGGUGGCAUACUCUGGUGGAAGUAUGCAUGCUUGGGCUGCCCUUAGAUACAUCCCUGACAGGAUUGCAGGUGCAGUCAUGGUUGCUCCAAUGGUUAACCCAUAUGAACCAAAAAUGACCAAGGAGGAUAAGAAUAAAAUGUGGAAGAACUGGACAACGAAGAAGAAAGCCAUGCAUAUAUUAGCUAGGAAGUUUCCAAGACUACUUCAUUACUUUUACCGUAGAAGCUUCCUCAGUGGAGUCCAUGGCCAGAUCGAAACACGGCUUGCCUUGUCACUUGGAAUAAGAGAUAAAGCUUUGUUGGAGCACCCAUUGUUUGAUGAGUUCUGGCAGAGAGAUCUAGAAGAAUCUGUUCGACAGAAGAACGCGAAACCAUUUGUGGAGGAAGCUGUCUUACAGGUUUCAAAUUGGGGUUUUAGCCCUGCAGACCUCAAAGUGCAGAGGAAACGCCCUGGAAAGGGUAUUUUGCAUUGGAUUAAAUCUCUAUAUGGUCAAACAGAAGAAAUUUUGACUGGAUUUAUUGGUCAAAUACAUGUAUGGCAGGGGAUGGAAGAUAUGGUGGUACCCCCAUCCACAAGUGAUUUUUUGCAGCGAGUCCUACCAGAUGCGAUGGUACAUAGGCUCUUAUACGAGGGUCAUUUUACUUAUUUUUACUUUUGCGAUGAAUGCCAUAGACACAUUUUUAGCACUGUUUUUGGAAAUCCUCAAGGACCUCUUGUCCCAGAACCAGAAGCAGAGCAAUCUCCCAUCCAAAACGAUGACGGAGAGACACAAGAUACAAUUAUGGGUGAUGUUGCCACUGAUGAAGAGAAUGUAUUUAGUCUAGUUAAUUCUGAUAAAGAAGACUACAUCGACUAGCUUGUCCACGAAAACCGUCCAACUGUCCGUUAUCUAUAUGGCCACUGCAUUUCCUUCCUAGCUUUGUGAAUAAUACGAAGCAUAGAUUACCUAGGAAGAUAUAGUUACAGGAAAGAUCAGUUUUUUUUUAACACAAUUCUAUAUAGUGUAAGAUCUACUUAUUACAAGAUCACAGCUAUAAAGAUGAGUCUCGUUAUAUGAUUUUGAUUAGGCUGGGUGCUGUUCACAGGAGAAAAAAUUAGCCUUGGCAAUUGAUAACAUUGGCAUAUUUAUCUUGACUUCUUUUCAUUUACUUUUUAUUUUUCCUUUUAGCAUCUUUGGUUAUAAAAAGGUCCAAGAAAGUUUGGAAUAAAAGCAUGUUAUUUCUAGUGUUC
Lycium ferocissimum is the source of this 1938-nucleotide messenger RNA. RefSeq lists its product as uncharacterized. Bases 71 to 1564 code for a protein of 497 amino acids. The transcript is spliced from 7 exons. The record is from RefSeq and is a predicted model, not a curated record. Lineage: Eukaryota; Viridiplantae; Streptophyta; Magnoliopsida; Solanales; Solanaceae.